Pristis pectinata (smalltooth sawfish) is the source of this 2241-nucleotide messenger RNA. It is a transcript of the gene upp1, whose product is annotated as uridine phosphorylase 1. Lineage: Eukaryota; Metazoa; Chordata; Chondrichthyes; Rhinopristiformes; Pristidae. The coding region runs from base 1061 to 2026 and encodes 321 amino acids. The transcript is spliced from 8 exons. Gene Ontology annotation, biological process: nucleotide catabolic process; uridine catabolic process. Gene Ontology annotation, molecular function: uridine phosphorylase activity. The record is from RefSeq and is a predicted model, not a curated record. Gene Ontology annotation, cellular component: cytosol; cytoplasm.
UCCGCCAUAGCACGCCGUGCUGCCAUCGAAACUGCUGACUUCAGGUUUGGUUUUGCUGCCGCCGCCAGGCCCUCCUGCUCUCUGCGGGGAGGCGGCGGUAGCCACUCGGUCCCUCACCCCCGUUCCAGCCCCCGGAGACCUCAGUCUCCGCUCUUUACCCGAUAUCCACUCACCUCCAUCUCAAAAAAUCCACCCCCAGCGGCUGAAGGAGCCCCCUAUCCGCCCCUCUGCUGCUCAGCAAACGUACAUACAAUUUGUUGUCUAUUCUGCGGGUUCAAAUGAAGCUGACAGUCCCCGGGGGGGGCAAGCUUCUUAGAAAUCUUUCUUAUUAUUUGUUUCUUGCAGUUAAUUUCAUUAUUACUGUAAAUCUGCAUUAACUUUGAUGCAUUCCCGUUCGGAAUUUGGCUUCUUUUUUCGAGGUGUCCUUUCUAUUCCUUCCCCAUUUUCUAAAUUUAAUAUGGUAAUUCAUCCUUUCCUGAUUUUGAUUUCAACCUCAGUACAAUGAUUAUACUUUGUAAUGGGCCCACAUUACUCUUCGCCAUCCUCCUUUACCUGAAGUAAAACAUAAUGCUGAUUUUUGAUGUCCCUUGCAAGUUUAUUUUUUUACUAUUUUGUCGCUCUUAUUUAGUGAAUAUUGUUCAUUGUUUUAUACGAUUCCUCGGGAUUUCUGCCGAUUUUACUUUUUUAUUUUCCUUAUUUUUUUAUUGUUUUCCUUUUUUAAGCUUUGUGUCACUUAGUUCUUUGCACCUGUUUUGCUGUUUUGGCACCGGGCACUCUUGGCUUUGAGAAUGUAUACUGGUGCUACUUCAAGUUCAUACCUGACAAGACGCAUUUCUUGCGGAACUUAAAAAAAAAUUCUUUGCAAUCUGACGCACAAAUCUCACCCGGAUUCACGCUAGUAUUCUGCUGGGACGUCCACUCCACAUCUAAAUCUCAUUAAGAUUACGUGGGCCAUAGCCAAUCUAUCCUGGCGGAACAUUCCGCACCCUACUGGCGUCCGAUUGUAUAAGUGGGGCAGUGUCCCGCGUUGAGCUUCCUCCCGUUGAGCUUCCUCUGAGCAAUGCACAGUGAUGUCCAAGAUGAGCAAGCAAUGGCAUGUUGCAACAAGGAUCUGUGUAAAAAGGAGUCAACCUGCCUGGAAAAAUGUGUCUAUGUAUCAAAUCCCUAUCUAACAACAAUGAAAGAUGAUAUUUUAUACCAUUUUGACCUUGGCACGAGGACUCAUGAUCUUCCUGGCAUGUUUGGAGAUGUUAAGUUUGUAUGUGUAGGUGGAAGCCCAUGGCGAAUGAAAUCCUUCGCUCAGUACAUGAAUGUGGUGUUGGGAUUGGGAUGUGCCACAGCUGACAUUCCCGAUAUCUGUGCCCACACUGACCGUUAUAGCAUGUAUAAAGUGGGGCCUGUCCUAGCAAUAAGUCAUGGCAUGGGGAUUCCUUCAAUCUCAAUCAUGUUACAUGAACUUAUUAAAUUGCUUUGUCAUGCCAAGUGUUCUGAUGUUGUUGCCUUUCGUAUUGGCACCUCAGGUGGAAUAGGUGUGCAGCCAGGUACAGUUGUGGUCACCAGAGUCUCAGUGGAUCCUUGCUUCAAUCCUUGCCUCAAACAAAAUGUAAUGGGGAUGACUAUGUCUUAUCCAACUGCAUUAAAUGAAUGUCUGGCUCAAGAAAUGCUUAAAUGCAGCAAGGAACUUAAUAAAUUCGACACUAUUCUUGGUACUACCCUAUGCACGUCUGAUUUCUAUGAAGGCCAGGCCCGUUUAGAUGGUGCUUUCUGUCACUAUACUGCCGAGGACAAGAUGAAUUACCUGCGCUGUGCCUAUGAGGCAGGAGUUCGGAACAUUGAGAUGGAGUCUGCUGCAUUUGCAGCUAUGUGCAACCGAAGUGGAUUACCAGGUGCAGUUCUCUGUGUCACCUUGCUGGAUCGACUGCAAGGUGAUCAAAUCUGCAGCUCCCAUGAAGUGCUUACGGAAUAUCAGGAGAGGCCACAGAUGUUGGUUGGUCGUUACAUAAAGAAAAAAUUCUGCAACAAAUAGUGUUAUCUGUCCAUCUUAGUUGCUUACAUUUUUAGAACUUGUACUGUUUUUAACAUUUGAAAAUUCUCCCAUGUUUCGCACAUUAAUUCUGAAUAUAUUGAACAUUCUAAGAGAAGUUCAAUGGUAUAUUAGUUGCAAUGCUAUCUUCAGUAAUGCUUGGUAAUUAGUUAUAUUUUGUUACAACCAUCAGUUAAAAAAUAAAGAGAUUUAAAAUA